AGACGACAACUGCAGAGGAACAAACAUCACCAUCAAGCGUACCUACUCUCUCUAGCACAAUACCUGCAUGUACCAGACACACGAGCUCAACAUCUGCCUCUGACGCCGCCGUCACAGCCUAUUUGAGAGGUACUCCGCAAACUGAUGAUCGCAGGGACGAUCAGAAUCUACUUGUUGCGCAAGGUACUACGCCAUCUGCUUAUCUUGGAGGAGGUAUCAGUGCCUCUUCUCCGAGUUCUAAAAAACUACCACGACCGCU
Molecule: messenger RNA, 259 nt
Organism: Amoebophrya sp. A25
Lineage: Eukaryota; Dinophyceae; Syndiniales; Amoebophryaceae
Source: the annotation of a GenBank genome assembly